Molecule: messenger RNA, 1497 nt
Organism: Maudiozyma barnettii
Lineage: Eukaryota; Fungi; Ascomycota; Saccharomycetes; Saccharomycetales; Saccharomycetaceae
Product: cation diffusion facilitator family transporter
Exons: 1
Coding region: 1-1497 (498 amino acids)
Biological process (GO): monoatomic cation transport; transmembrane transport
Cellular component (GO): membrane
Molecular function (GO): monoatomic cation transmembrane transporter activity
Source: RefSeq, a predicted model, not a curated record
AUGAUAAACGCAGCAAUGCAGCGAGUAUGUUUUGUUGGGUUACAAUUCAAUUUCAACACAAAUUUAUUAAAAGUCGCGGUUAGGACCUCGCCUAUAAGAAAUGGAUCAUUUAAAACAAUUCUAUCUAAUUUCCAAGUGAAUAGAAGAGGUUUUCAUAGUUCUCUAUCGUUUAGUAGGCCAGAGUUAGAAUUAAAAACUAAAAAUAUAAAAACUUCACCAUCUGAAACAUCUCAAGAUGAUUCCUUCCUGAAAUCCUUAGCACAAGGGUUGUAUUCCCAUACUCAUAGUCAUCAAACCGUUAAUAUACUGCCACAUAGCCAUGAACACUCUCAUGGCCAUUCUCAUAGUCAUUCUCACGCCAAUCCAAUGUUAGUUCUGGAUGCAGAAGAGAUAAGAAAAAAUGCAGGUGUGAGGGUCACAUGGAUAGGUUUAGGGAUUAAUGUUGCCAUAGCGAUUGGUAAAUUUAUUGGUGGUAUAGUUUUCCACUCGCAAGCAUUAUUUGCUGAUUCAAUUCAUGCACUAAGUGAUAUGAUAUCAGAUUUUUUAACAUUAUUUUCGGUUCGUUUAGCUGCCAAUAAACCUACAAUAGAUUAUCCAUUCGGUUAUGGCAAGAUUGAAACAGUAGGUUCACUGGCUGUAUCUACAAUUUUAUUGACUGCAGGUAUUUCUAUUGGUUGGUCUUCUUUAUGUACAAUUGUAGGGCCCAUAAUACCACAUACAAUUCUGGAGACAUUAGCAAUAUUUGGGUCAGAGUCACAAAGCAUGGUACAUUCGACAGCAUCAGAUACAACAACGCAAGAAGUCACCAAUAUUAAUGCUGCGUGGAUCGCAGCAUUAUCUAUUGUUGCUAAAGAAUGGAUAUUUAGAGCUACAAAGAAAGUAGCUAUUGAGACCAAAUCCAAUGUUCUCAUGGCUAAUGCAUGGCAUCAUAGGGUGGAUUCGUUAACUUCCUUGGUCGCUUUGGUAACCAUUUCCUCUGGUUAUUUGUUUAAUAUUCAAUCAUUAGACACCAUUGGUGGUCUCAUUGUUUCUGGUUUAGUAGUGAAAGCCGGUGCAGAAGGUAUGAAUACAUCAAUUAGAGAGUUAAUUGAUCAAUCCUUGGAAAAGGACGAUGAAAUAUAUGAGGAAAUAGAACAUAGUUUGAAUAAUUCGUUGCAUAAACUUACCCAUACUAUAAAUUCAUCACCAUUAAAAUUAGAAGAAUUAAUAGUUUUGGCAUCAGGACCAAAUUUGAUGGCACAUGCAAAAAUUUUAGUUCCUUCUGAACAUUCUCAUAUUUUCACCAUCAGCGAAUUAUCAAGAGUAUCAAGUCACAUACGAUCAGCAUUAGAAAAGAAUGUUGAUAAUUUCAAAGAAAUUAAGAUAGAAUAUGUUGAAGAAAAUAACAAUCGUAAACCUCAGUUUACGCAAUAUAAAGUAAAUCCAACCUUGCCGGAGCACAGCGCAACACAUUCCCAUAGUCAUUCUACGUCUACUCAUCAUUCGCACACUCAUUAG